AAAAUCAACAUGCGUCCGGACGGUCCCCGUGAUACCAUCGUCGGUCCCGACAGCGGCCCUGAGCCACCAUUUCCUCUCAAGUUGAACGGCGAAGUGGUCAAAGGCUUUGGACGCGGCAGUAAAGAGCUCGGCAUCCCCACAGCCAACAUCCCACUCUCAGGCCUCACAGUCGGCGGCCACGACGACAUUGAAUCCGGCGUCUACUACGGCUACUGCUCUCUCUCUUCCACUGGCCGCAUCUACCCCCAAGUAAUGUCCAUCGGCUGGAACCCAUUCUACAAAAACACCGUCCGCAGCGUCGAAGUCCACGUGCUCGAAAACUUCUCCUCUGACUUUUAUGGCUCGCAUAUGAAUCUGGUCAUUCUGGGAUUUAUUAGACCAGAAUAUGAUUAUGUGAGCAAGGAGAGUUUGAUUGAGGAUAUUGAGUUUGAUGUGCAGGUUGCGAGGAAGUGUUUGCAGAGGGAGGGGUAUGCUAAGUUCAUGGAGGAUCCUUAUCUUUUGGAGUUUGAGGGUAAGACUAGUGUUGCUAGUUGA
This is a messenger RNA of Aureobasidium musti, 534 nucleotides long. The record is from the annotation of a GenBank genome assembly. NCBI's taxonomy places the organism in Eukaryota, Fungi, Ascomycota, Dothideomycetes, Dothideales, Saccotheciaceae.